Molecule: messenger RNA, 810 nt
Organism: Cyphellophora europaea CBS 101466
Lineage: Eukaryota; Fungi; Ascomycota; Eurotiomycetes; Chaetothyriales; Cyphellophoraceae
Exons: 1
Coding region: 1-810 (269 amino acids)
Biological process (GO): mycotoxin biosynthetic process
Source: RefSeq, a predicted model, not a curated record
AUGGCGGCCGAGCCUAACCAGCCCAGGUCGUCUCUCGAGGACGAGCAUCUCGAGCAAGACGGCCUUCUCGAGAAGUCGAUCGCGUUGGUGCGCACAGAUGCUCGACACAGCCGGCGGCUCCAAGCUCUUUCGGCGCUAUGGUGGCUCUCUAAUGUUCUGCUGGGCAUAGCUCUCGUCUACCUGUUAUACGAACGCUCUGCAGAUGGAAGGCCGCCAAAGCGAGAUACCGAAAUCGCGGGCGACGUUAAUCACAUCUGGCCAUCGCUGUCCAAAGAAGUCGUAACAUUCCAACCCGACAACCGCUACGUGGGCAACCUCACCUCGCCCACCUUCAAAGCCGGGACUCAUGAUCUCUGGCUCGAUCUCGUGCCCAAAGGCCUGGGGUUCAUUGAAGUUCCGGAUCCACUAGCACACCCCGAACUGCCUCCACCGUACAUCAAGUAUAACAAGCCCGUCUACACUACCUCAGUCACUCACCAACUCCAUUGUCUGUACAUGAUCAUGAUGGGCUUUAACGAGCUCGCAACGAACCACGGACAGUUCGUCAUGAACAUGGACAGUGGUGGGGAGCACGACGAAGGGCUGACUAGGGAAGGCGAGGAUCCGGCGGACCACCUGAGUCACUGCUUUGACUAUAUCAGACAGGCGAUCAUGUGCCACGGAGACACGGCGUUAGAGGGCCUGCAAACGACCUUUGGGCCGGAUGUGGGAGGUAGUGAUGGCUGGAAUGUGAAUCAUGUCUGCAAAAGCUGGGAUGAGGUGUAUGGGUGGUUGGAGGACAACAGGAUUGAUGAUCGGGUAUGGAUCUAA